UUUUUAUCAUAGGCUUUCUUCCGAUAAACUUCUUGGAAUAUAAAAGUUAAGUCUACAAAGCUAACGUUACAAAAGUUUUCAAAGCAUCGCCAUGGUAAAGUGUUAUCAGAUCCUGAAUGAUAACGAUAAUAAAAUGAUAAACGUUUCUGCUUUCGGAGCACGAAAGUACAUACAUACUUAUCUAUCGCAUAGUAACUUUUUGUGGUUCACCUAACAGAGCAAUAGGGACAUCAUGAACUCAGUGAUACUAGCGCCUCAGCUUAGUAAAUAUAGAAUAUCUCGUAGGGGACGCAAAUUACAGAUAUUUGAUGAUCAAAGGACGCUGCUCGCGUUACCUAAGGAUGUACCGGAACGUACUUGGGCAGAGAUUCUCCAACGAGAGGAGAAUGACUUGAUCGUUUACGACAUUCGGGAGGAGAUUGUGGAAGAGGCGCUGAGGAUCGGCUAUGAGAGCUAUAUGAACAAGCAGACCGCUUUGUUCACAGCACACGUGGCCGCAAAGGCAUGGCUUAAACUAAUUGACUGGCACUUCUACCGACAUGACCCUGGUGAGGAUCCCAGUGCGUACCCUCCUUGCUUUAUCCCGAAGCGUGUGGAGUCGUGGAUGCCGGACGAGCUUCCGGAUCCCUCCCCCAAAGACACGUGGUGCCAUCAGCAGCUGAACGUGGUGGAAGACGCCACUGAUGAGGGCUUCCCUCAGGUCUCUACUAGUAGCUCUUCGCUAGAGUAUCCUGUGGUUGAGGAGAUUCCGCAAGAGUAUUGGUUCCCGGGAAAAGUGAAUCUACCACACUUAUUGGUCCAGGAGAGACUGGAUAUGAGUGGUAGUGUUGAGGGACGCAGACGUCCUCCCGUGGAGGCGCCGUGUCCGUGGGACGUGUCGGAGUCGCCGCGCUCCGAGGCGCUCGGCGCCGACAGCGAACUGCUGCAAAAGGUCACCGACUACAGUACGGAGGACCUCCUCAAAAAGGAGUCGACGUACAGCGCGCUGAAGACGACGACGCCGGUGGAGGGCUCGCUGCAGGGCGCGGGCGACUCCGCCGUGCCGCGCGCGCGCAGGCGCACCGGACCCGACAAGAGCAAAGUCUUCAGCAAAGCCAGUGUGACGGCGCGGUCGCGCGGCGCGCUGCCGCCGCUGGACGUGGGCGACUCGCGCUCCAGGAUCAGCGCCAUCUCCGACUGCCGCCUCAGGAACUUGAGACUAGACACUCAGUACGAAGUGUCGUCAGAGAAAGUGGACACGCCGCCCGGAGAGAUGGUCAAACGCAAGUGAAUAUAUUAAACGUUGACGCGGAAACAGGGGGGUUUUGUGUUAGAUAUAUAUUUGAAAUCGACAAUUGUAGUUUUAAAUCAUUGUAGUUAUUAUUGUUUAUAUUUUGGUGUAGUGUAUUUUUGUGUUUAAUUAUCGUCUCAAUAUUAUGGUUGUUUGUACUAAUUAUGUCCAAAUUAUUGAUUCAAUGUAAAGUGUUAUACAAAUAUAGUUAUUUUAGUUGAUCUCUUUUCUUAAA
This is a messenger RNA of Manduca sexta (tobacco hornworm), 1505 nucleotides long. RefSeq lists its product as uncharacterized. Gene Ontology annotation, molecular function: ATP binding. NCBI's taxonomy places the organism in Eukaryota, Metazoa, Arthropoda, Insecta, Lepidoptera, Sphingidae. The transcript is spliced from 9 exons. Bases 233 to 1270 code for a protein of 345 amino acids. The record is from RefSeq and is a predicted model, not a curated record.